Brassica oleracea var. oleracea is the source of this 2924-nucleotide messenger RNA. RefSeq lists its product as uncharacterized. Lineage: Eukaryota; Viridiplantae; Streptophyta; Magnoliopsida; Brassicales; Brassicaceae. Bases 1 to 2769 code for a protein of 922 amino acids. The transcript has 15 exons. Gene Ontology annotation, molecular function: DNA replication origin binding; 3'-5' DNA helicase activity; single-stranded DNA helicase activity. The record is from RefSeq and is a predicted model, not a curated record. Gene Ontology annotation, biological process: DNA replication; double-strand break repair via break-induced replication; DNA replication initiation. Gene Ontology annotation, cellular component: MCM complex; nucleus.
AUGACUAACUAUGAAUACAGUGUGGGAGGGAGAAUAUGGCUAGUGUGGAGAGAUGAUGUUUGUAUGACGCCAGUUUAUAAAUCUGAUCAGCUUAUAACUUGCUCUGUGGGGUUGCAAGGCAAGGAUGAUUUCUUUUAUACUGGAGUUUAUGCAAAUAAUUUGGCAGAGGAAAGGAAGGAACUAUGGGAAGAUCUUUGUCACCAUCAAGAUUCUGCUAUGUUCCGUCGUAAAGCUUGGAUGAUUGUAGGAGAUUUUAAUGAGAUUUUGGAUGGCGAGGAGAGUUCAGGGUUUCUGGAAAAUGGUAGGGUAUCAGGAGGUAUGAGAGAGUUCCAAAAUGUGGCUCUGCAUUGCAACUUAUCUGAUAUGGGUUAUCAGGGCUCUAUGCUUGGUGUAACAAGAGAGAAGAGGGAUUCAUAUCUUGGUAAAGAGAAGCUGGGAGAGCUCUCGAAGAAAGCAAAAGAAGCUCAUGAGUUCCUCUGUGAGAAACAAAAGAAGACUCUUGAUGAUCCGAGUGCAAGUUCCAUACAAGAGGAAGCAGUGGCUUAUGAGCGUUGGCUUCAUACGUUUCAUAAUGCCAUCAGAGUUCGUAAGGCGCAAAACUCUAUUCGAGAGAUAAGAUGUUCUAACGGGAGUUCGGUUACUAAGCCGAAGGAUAUUAAAGAAGAAGCAGUCCGGUUCUUUUCAGAGUUUCUCAAUAAGUUUCCUGAUAAUUACACUGGUGCUACUUCAGAAGAAUUAGAAGAGCUGCUAAAGUUUCGUUGUUCUGAAGAGGAUUGUAGUUUGUUGGAGGCACAUGUGACUGCUGAGGAGAUACGUAAAGUGGUCUUUGCUAUGCCAUCUAACAAGUCGCUUGGCCCUGAUGGCUUCCCAAGCGAGUUUUUCAAAAUAACUUGGCCCAUUGUUGCUCAAGAUUUUACUAUAGCUGUUCAAUCUGUCUUCAGGUUUGGGUUUCUUCCCAAAGGAGUAAACUCCACAAUCCUGGCACUUGUUCCAAAGAAGACAGACUCGCUAGAGAUGAGAGAUUACCGCCCUAUAGCUUGCUGUAACGUACUCUAUAAGGUUGUUUCAAAAAAUUUAGCAAACAGACUCAAGUUGAUCCUUCCCCGUGUCAUCUCAGAGUGUCAGUCUGCUUUUGUGAAAGGAAGACUGUUGAUGGAUAAUGUCAUGUUAGCUACUGAGCAUAUCGAAAGGAGACUGUCUCGCCGAGAUUCUGGAAGCAAUAGGGGUCCCAGAAAGGUUUAUACAUUGGAUAAAGCUGUGUAUAUCAACUCCUUCGUUCUCGGUUCAGGUGAAUGGCGAGCUUGCAGGAAGAUUGAUAAGGCAGUGCAUGAGAGGAAGUUUCAGUUUCAUCCUAAGAGUAAAAAUCUUUCUCUUACUCAUCUAUGUUUUGCCGACGAUCUAAUGGUGUUUGUAGAAGGAACGAAAGAGUCUAUUGAGGGAGCAUUGUCUGUGUUUGAUGGUUUUGCCAAAUGGUCGGGCCUGAGUAUCAGUAUUGAGAAGUCGAUGGUUUAUAUGGCUGGUAUUCAAGAGGACGAAAAGAGGAGAAUUUUGGGUGUGAUAUUUGAUCUUGCGGGCGAGAGAGGGUUUAUUGCUUUGGGUAUAAGAAAGGAAGCCACUCUGGAGGAAGCGGUGCUGAAUUUAAGACGGAGAAGACAACAUAGAUCAGAGGUUUUGCGAGAGAUAGAGGAGGCUCUUGAAUCUGUGAGAAGUAAGAUUCAGAGUGAGAAGAUGGAUUUUCUAAAAUUUGUGGAGAAGACGGCUCCCAUUGCGGUUUACACAUCUGGAAAGGGUUCAUCAGCUGCUGGACUCACUGCUUCUGUGAUUAGAGAUAGCAGCACACGCGAGUUCUAUCUUGAAGGUGGGGCUAUGGUUUUGGCUGAUGGAGGGGUUGUGUGUAUCGAUGAAUUUGACAAGAUGAGGCCGGAAGAUAGAGUUGCUAUUCAUGAAGCAAUGGAGCAGCAGACCAUCUCCAUUGCUAAAGCUGGGAUAACAACUGUCCUAAACUCUAGAACCUCGGUUCUUGCAGCUGCUAACCCUCCCUCUGGUCGAUAUGAUGAUCUUAAGACUGCACAAGACAACAUUGACUUGCAGACGACAAUUCUUUCUAGAUUUGAUCUUAUCUUCAUUGUCAAGGACAUCAGGAAGUAUUCCCAAGACAAGGAAAUAGCCAGCCAUAUUAUAAGGGUUCAUGCAUCUGCAGACAAAGUUACAGAUGAAAACACAGAUUCUAAGGAAGAUAAUUGGCUCAAGAGAUAUAUACAAUACUGUCGAUCAAGAUGUCAUCCUCGUCUCACAGAAGCCGCAGCUAUGAAGCUGCAGCAGCAAUAUGUCAAGAUCAGAGAGGAUAUGAAGAGACGUGCACAUGAAACAGGAGAGGCUGCCCCAAUACCUAUCACAGUCAGACAACUCGAAGCUAUUGUCAGACUGAGCGAGUCGCUUGCAAAAAUGAGACUGUCACACGACGCCACAGAAGAUGAUGUAGGCAAAGCUUUUAAGCUUUUCGAUACCUCAACAAUGGAUGCAGCAAGGUCAGGGAUAAAUCAACAGAUUAACAUAACGAGCGAGAUGGCCAACGAGAUAAAGCAAGCGGAAACACAGAUCAAGAGAAGAAUGGGGAUUGGAGCAAGGUUAUCAGAGAGAAGACUUAUCGAGGAUUUGGCUAGAAUGGGAAUGAACGAUUCAAUGGUGAGGAGGGCUCUGUUGAUAAUGCAUCAGAGAGGUGAAGUUGAGUACCAGCGAGAGAGACGUUCCAUUGUCCGCAAAGCUUGAUCUUCUUCUUCGCUCACUAUCUCUCUUCUUUAGUCUCUCAGGAUCUUCAAAAAGACAGUAUUCAGUAUUGUUAAGUUAAUUUGGAGGAACAGAAACUUACGUCAUGUGUAUUUGAUGAAGAUCCUUUAGUAAACUUUUAUGCCCUCUUGAAACUA